GGAAGUCUUUCCUGUUGAAAAAUCGACCAGAAAAGGUCUAAAAAAAGGCCUAAAAUGGCCACAAAUUUCGCAAGACGGUAAAACUACGUCAAAUCUGUCUCAGCAUCCAUUUUGAAAACGAGAAAUAUCUCCGUCUUGCCGGGGUAGAGAAGGGAGUAUUUGCCUCGUUCCAAUCUUCCAAAAUCAAGGUACUGGGGAAGAAGUCCUAUUCGUGAAGGUAUGAUUAUUUGUUACUAGGUAAAUAACACCAAAACAGAGAGUCGCAAGAAGUGAGCUAAUUUUUACAACUAGGGAAAGGAAAGUUAUCGAGGAAUCAGUUGCGUUCGUUCUCUUUCCCCCAAAACAUACAUGUCUGGAGAUUGCGUGACUUCAUGGGACGAUGAUGUGAUUGUUUUCGUUGGCGGCUCAUAAGUUGAAGUUAGCAAAUUGAAAAAACAAAAUCUGACCAAAGAAAACCCCAAGCAUUGAAAACCACGACUAGGAACCUGUUUUUGUCUUGCUUUGUAUUUUUCACUUCUGCAUGCUUCAGAAUCAUGUGCAGUGAUCUCGAACCCACUUGGGUCAGUAUUCAGACAUGAACGCGGAAGUAGAGGCGCUUUCCAUUCAACCCAAAAGUCCGGUUUGCGUUUUCGGCAACUUCCAGUAGUGAAUGGAACAGCAUUUUCCAAAAUUUCCCAAAAAGAGGACAAUCUCGCGAGGUAUACCCAUAUUUUCGAAAACUUUUUCCCGGAAGUUCAAUUUUCCAUUCAACUUUGCUCCCGGAAUUUCUAGACUGAUUUAGAGACUAAUCAGACUAGUCUGAUUUUUAGUAGGGCAGUUUUAUCAAAAAAAAUAAGGGAGUGAUUUUUGAAGCAUGAUUUGAAUAGAACUAAGUUGAAAAGGUAGAUUGGCGACCGUAGGGAGAGGGAGAACUAUUAAGAGAGCUGACUGUUUCGAGCGCUAGCCUUUCGUCAGAGGGAAUCGCUCGAAAUGCCCUAAAAGUCAGCUUCUCCAUCUCCCUAUAAUUGUCAAUGAAACCAAAUCUUUUUUAGCUUGCAAUGCAGACGUAUUUUGGGUGGGCGAAACCUUGUUUGUGUAUUGUUGUAGCCGCCAUCUUUGAUUUUAUGAACCUUUAGGGUAGGCGCUUUCGCGAGCAAAAACAUUUGCGCGCCCGAAGAAAACGCCUGCACUGCGGGCUAAAUCUUUUUAUUUCACUUCCCCAGCUACACAACACCACAUGCACUUUCUCAAGAAAGUAACCUCCUCGUACUUUAAAUGGGCUGAUUUAGUACGUAGAGGACCAUGCCCGGGUUAUGCGAAAAUGUCAAUAAAAUAUACAAAAAUCACGAAGAUUUGGUUAAUUUUUCAUUUAUGACUUAUUUGCUUCUUUAUUCUCUUAUCAGUCAGUCAUGUCGAGCUUCCGAGGAAGAAAUCAAAAAAGAAGAGCUAGAGGUGAUCAGAACUGGUAUGACAAGUCAAUGGCUACUCUAACGUCAGACCAAGAAGAAGAGAUUGUAGAAAUUCCCAAAGAAAAGGUCGGACUUGUCAUUGGGCGUAAGGGAAGAACAAAGGAAGAGAUCAGAAGACAAACUGGUGUCCAAAUAUUUAUAGAAGAAGAUGGUGCUCACUUGAGAGGAACAGCCGAACAAAUUCACGAAGCUAAAACCAUGAUUGGAGAAAUCUUGAAUCCAGUAAGCACCCACAAGUCGAAGUUGACCAAUUAUGCCGGAUUGAAAACAAUCAAUCACGUUUGUACUGGAAACUAAUUUCCAAUGCCUUCAUUGAGUCAAGACGUCACUACAAGUCAUUCAAACAGAUAUAUUUUCCGCUCUUUAUUCUAAGCUGAACCCAAGGACAAAAAUAUUUUAGGAAAUUCAUAUAACCAUUUAAUCUCGGACUUAUUCUGCUCUUUUUAGCAGGGUUGCCUGAGGCUGUUAUUUUUUUCUUUUGUUGUUGUUGAUGUUAUUUUGUUUGUUUUUUUGUUUUGUUUCAAAAUAUCUUUAGUUGUCUUUACCGGCCUGCAAAGCAGGCGUUUUUUGCAGUGCAAACGAUGAUACUAUAAAUUAAUUUUCUCCCACCAUCUUUUGAUUUAACAGAUGAGUCACCGAGAAGGCAGACCAAGAGGAGGAGGAUUUGAAAUGCUACAAAACCUAAUGGUACCCCAACAUUUGAUUGGUCAAGUUCUGGGAAAAGGAGGCGAGAAAUUGAGAGCCAUCGAAACGAAAAUCGGGGUUUCAAUAAAAAUAAUCGGUAACAAUUUCCAUAUCAAAGGAGCUGAUAAAAAGGAAGAGAAAUUAGCCCGACGCGAAAUACAAGAAUCAGUGGUACGUAUACGUUUUCCCCUAGUGAAGUUUUAACAUCUUGUUUUACACUAAACCUCGUGCAAACGGACGCAAUAUUGUUGGGAGUUGUUGCUUUCGUUAGCACAUAGCUAAAAAUUUGAACCGUUUAAACUUUGCGCAAUAUCUCCCAACAACAUGAAACAGGGUGUGGAAACGGACGCAACAUGUAACAUCAAUCAGUGUUGGGGGUUGGUGGCCAACAAUACUGCUUCCGUUUGCACGGGGCUAAAAGUUUGACCGGGUCAAACUUUGCGCAACAACUCCCAACAACACGCAACAACAUGCAACAGGGUGUUCAAACGGACGCAACACCCAACGAUGUUGCGUCCGUUUCCACGGGUCUUUUAAAAGGCGAUGCCUUAAUGAACAGUCCACUCAAUGUACCCGUACAUAAAGAAACCUUAACGAAUGAAGUGCAGAAACCACCUUCGCAUGACUUCGAUUCUCACCUUUUGACUUAGGUUCAGACAUCAUAUCAGCACUAAUAUAUAUAUAUAUAUAUGAUAUCACGCAGGGAAAAGAUGCCCGCCAGCGUUAAUAAGCUGUGACAAUGUAAAAUAAUUAUUGUUUUGCACCCUUUUAGAACCGCGCUAUGAAGUAUUCACAGAGGGCCGCUCCUUUGAAGUUUGUCCAUGUAGACACCGCCCAGUUAGAAGAGAAUCACGAACUUUAUUUGUCCGUCGCACCAACUCCCAUAACAAAUGCAAGCUUGGGAGAGUAUUACUACAAGCCUAUACUAAGGGGACCUCCUUUGAAGGAGGUACGUACAUUAUUUUCACUUGCAUAUAUUUGAUUAGGCCAAGAUCAUUAUAAACACUGUUCUUCACCUGAAACGAACCUAAUGCUGAUGAGCGAGAAUAGAUUCCGUAAAUCCUCUAUCUAUUUAUCAAUCAAGGAGGAAAUUAAAAGUCAGUUGGAGCCGGAGGAUCGAAUUCUUAUACGCAGGUGUUAGCGUGAACAGCACUUUAAUUGCAAACGGCUAUGUUUCGUCCUCUCUCUGAGAUCGAACUAACGACAAAAACUAAACAAAUAUUCAUAUGGCAAAUGCAAAAACAGGUGGUAAAUAAGUAGCAAACGCAAACUCAAAUUUAAAUUCUAAGUGUAGACUAAGUAAUAGUGAUAAAGUAUUUUCUCGGCCCCCCGGCAGGCUUCAGUUUGGCCUGAAAAUUUAAGUUGGGGACCCAGGUCCCACGGGGGCCUUGAGUGUCUAGCUACAUCACAGCACUAUUAAUAUAAAAUUUCAGUCCUUACAUUUGUACACAUUGUUUCCUUUUAUAUAUAUCAACUUACAGGAAACACUCGAUGGUUUUCUACACACAGAUAGAUUAAAGGAAAAAAUUGUUAAAGUUUUAAAGCAAAUUCAUCAGGAGAAGGCCAAAGAGGAAGUCCGUGUCGACAUGUGGUGUCAUUUUGGCCGUGCUUACAUCACUAAGGUUGAUGAAGGUAGGGAUCUUAAUGUAGUUUCUCAAACAUAUUAUUACGCUGCAAGGCGUAACAUGUAUGAAUGUAUGUGACGUCAGGACCUUAGAUUGUUCAAUAACAUAAUAGAAAAAGACAAUUUAACUGCAGGCUAAAAGCCAUGCCUUUGAAACCGUAAAUAAAGUUUAUGUCUCUCUGUCUAAACGGGAAAGGUGAACAUUUACUACUUCUGGUUUAAGCUAGGCUGCAUGGAUAGUUAGGCUUAAAAGUUUGCACCUAAUAAAGGAAGGGCAUUCGCAUCCUCUAACGUGAAGAAAAAAAAUGCAAAAUCGGUUUAAACUUGUUAGUAUUAAUAAAAAAUAACAACCUAUUUACUCUUGACAUUACACACUUAUAAUGAUAAUGGAAAGGACCAGUCUUAGCAAACGUAUAGGCGGGUGACAAGCGAGGAAAAACACAUCUCAGUAAGACACGACUGAUUCUGGUUUACUUUUGGAAAAAAAAUGGUGCGAGUUUUUCAGCCAAUCACAAACCGUACCAACUCAUAACCAAAUAAAUUUAAAAAAGCAACUGUCGACUCAUGGUUUGAAAACAGCUCCAAGAUGCUUUGAGUGGAACACCAGCAGAGUUAUUUGUUCCAAAUAAACACAUACCCGAGUAUAGCUGCUCUUGAUAAUCUUAUUGGCUAUGUCAUUGCCUUUCGCUUUUUUCGGCUUUUAGUUCUCUAAAAAAGAAAUGCGGAGGUCUUUGGUAAGUUUUACUUUUAACCAAGCAAAAUGGACAAUACUUUUAAAAUCACAAUUUGCUUUUUUUGCAGACGAAUUAGAGCACACGUUUACGCUGGAAGAAUUCAAAGAAAAACUAGAGGACGGGAAAAACAAAAGCUGGAAGUCAUUUUUCGUAGAGGGCGUAGAAGACAUGGAAGUUUUGGAUAUUGAGCAGAGUCUCUCAUCCAAAGCGGCAAAAGAGGACAUUAGACAUGACCUCACUUUCUACACCCCAACCUGCAGGGAUGUUCGUGUGAAGGUACUGGUUGCCCCUGAGUGGUGGGAUUGCAAUUAGGAAAGGUUGCGUAUGGUAGUGUAACAUCUACAACCAACCAGACUUCUAUUUAACGGAGGUUUCGUGCGCAUAAAUAACGUUCCAGGACUCUAACUAAGAGGGUUCUUUUGGGAUAAAACAGGCUUUCAAAACACCCAGGUCUAGCCCUUCUAAGAAGCUUUCUACAUUCUCCCAUGUAGUUUUUCUUACACGAUGGCUGAUUCUGACUUAAAACUUUAAUAAACUGUGUUAAAGCCUUCUUCCUGGAGUAUUGCGGUUCGCCCUUCUUCUCUUACAUCUCUUGAUUUGCUUCCCAUUAAUAAAAUGUUCCUUUGUUGUUUGUAUGAAUAGGUGUGGCUCACAGAACCGGAAGGAGAAGAGGCUGGGGAAGCAGCAUCAUCCAUGGCAUUUUCACGCAGGACACCCAUUACUGUAAAGAACAUUCGAACACGUGUGAUGUCUGAUGAACAAGGAGACACUUCGGACACGCCCUGUUUUCACAUCUGCUCUCAGUUUCAAAGCCGAUUGAGAGCGGAUAUUUUGAUACCUUCUCAGGACCUCGAUUGCCGUUUGUCCAUUAGAACAUGUAAGACUUUCGAAAUAGAUAGCAGUGAAAAUUGUUGACCCGUGUUUCUGUCAUCCUUUAUUUGACUCCCUUUUAUAAUUUCGCCUUAUUUGAAAAUCCCUGCACUUAAAAGUCUGCGAUUGUUUGUGGUUCCUCUCAAACCGCUUGAUCUUGAAUGAAGGCUAAUCUUAAAAACUCUUAACUCUUUAUUUGACUUAUUUGAUUGGUUUACUAAUUAUUAAGAGAGGAUGACCUGUCACAAAAAGAAAGCUGUUUGAAUUAGUAAGGGGUUAUGACAAGGUUACGCAUAAGGCUCUUGCUGGUAACUACUGCAAGUAUAAUCAUCUUUGGAGGUCAGAGUUUAAUCGGGUAAUAUUUAAAAGCACCCUGUAACGUUCUUUUCGGGGCCCAUUACUCCUACGGUAAUGUCUAGGAAGGAAAGGGAUUGGGCGUCUUUUGUUUGAUUAUAGUAAUUUUUAGAUAUAUGGAAUGAAUCAUAUUUUGAACUGCGGGUAAAGAUAUGAAAGUGAACAUGAUCUUCGUAGUAGAAUGAACAAUCUGAGCGAUUGAAAAAGAGCCUGAAAAAUUCAGGUUUGAUUGACCGAGCGUUGCGUCCGGUUAUCGCAAAGGCCAGGAUUCGGUUCCCGGUCAAUCCUGAAUUUUUCCAGGUUCUUUUUCAACCGCUUUGGUUGCUCUUUCUACUGCGAAGAUCAUGUCCACUUUCAUACACUGAGUAAUCUUGUUUGACUUUAUGCGUCGGGCUCAGAUAAUUUCAAAUAGCAGAAGACAUAUUAAUCGAUUACGGCUACCAAAGAAAACAAAAGAAUUGUACUUACAAGAGAGAAAGGUAGCUUUAUUUAUUUCUGGACCGUGAAGUGGACAGGUAAGGAUUGCUCAUUUAGAUCACGAUCUAUUGAAACCCAUCGUUGAAUGGCACUAAGGACUGUUAACCAGGUUAACAAGUGAUAGACUGAGCAGUGCUCAUUUUAGGUGCUUCAUCUGGCCAUGCAUGUCUGAGCAACCUGUCUUUCAUAUAAGCGUAUACUUUAACGAUGCUGUUCCCGUGUGGUCCAUUGUAAUGAUACAAAGGGUCUUACUGCGGCCUUCCUUUUUUAAGAACAAUUCUUUGCUUUUCUUUUUUUCAAGGCACCACUUAUGUCCCAAAAACUCCACAAGACGAAGAAGAAGACAAAAUUUUAGAAGCUUACCUAACGGGAAUGAGGAUUGAGGGUGGCCAGUUAAGGCUGCCGCCGGCUUCAGAGCUGCAGGAUGGGUUUGACUUGUUUUACAAGCGGCGUAGUCUGCGAAAGACUUAUCAGUAUGAAAUGUCGGAUGGAGAACAGUUCAGCUUGACUGUUUGCAAAGAUCAAGCAACAAACGUUUGCCCUUAUGAGCCUGACGCAAGCAGCAUUGACGACAUUCCCUCAAAGGUUUUUCAUCAGUGUUUUUAUAAUUAUUUUGCCCAAAAAUUAGCACAAGCCCUUAUGAGUUUCUUUUAUUACGCAAUGUGCGUGGCCCCAAUUUGUUCACUAGCACUAUUCAACUCUUUUAAAAUGAGGUCGACGUAAUUGAUUCAAAGUAGACAGAAUGCAAAUUAUAGUAGUUGCUAAUAAAUAUAUCUACAUGUCCCAACUGUUCAUCAGUAGGAUGCCUAAAAUGCGUGCAAUUCCACAAUUGGUUUCGGCUCCAUUAAAUCCUAUACCAAUUGCAGAACAUUUUAGGAGGAGCCACCCAACGUGUGAGCACAGUAGAGGACAACACAUAUAAGUGACGAAAAUAACGCAAAGCAAAACUAAGAAGGCAGUCCCAUCCCUUCCACCAAAACCCUGUUUAGGCCUGGGUUGAACGGUAUUCAAGUCUGGUUUAAUCAAGUAGUUUCCUUGAGUCAAACCAGGCUCAGCUGAGCUUGCAAAUAACCAAAGCCAGGCUGGAAGUUAGAUAAAAUAAGCUAACCAUGCUUGAAAUCGACUGUAUGAGGCUGUGCAGCAUUAGUUAGUGGAUGUCGGGUGAAUUCCCUUGGACUCUCCUUGACUCAUUGGAUUCGCUCUGUUUAAAGAGAAUGAAGGGGACGUUUCAAAAAAAACUCUGGUCAUGGACAGUUGGCCGGUGCUUCUCUCUCUCAAAAGAUCUCGGUAAGGACUGGAACCUGCUGGCCCUCAAUCUAAAGCUGACAUCUCAAACUCGGACGAUCAAUUAUAACGGAAAUUCAGAUUAACCUUUUCACUGCCAGAGUGUUUGAUGGAGUUUUGUAAGAUGGCUCUAACUUUUGAAUCUGUGGACGAAAUCCUAUGAUGUGACCAUUCAAAUGAACCCUCUCUGUCUGUACUUACACAUGGUGCUAUUUGUUUUUCAUAGUUUUACAAAAGGAAAUUUGCAAACGUGGUCGAAAUUUGCCUUUGGCUACAUUUGACAGUGAAAGGGUUAAAUGUGCCGCGGAGCAAAUCGACCAUGUACCACAUCAAUUUUUGUUUCAUUUUGCACUGGUUUAUCGGUUAUUUUAAUUGAUGGCCUUUGGAAUUGAUGGCGCGCGUUCAGUUAGAUAACUGUUAGAGAAUUCAAGUGUACAAGAAUAACAGUCGAGAUACGAAACAAUGAACCUGCCUCUGUAAAUUAGGUGACUAAAGCCUAAAAAGAAGUUGAUCUUAUUGAAUUUUUGUCUAUAGAUCUUUUCUUGAUCUUAACCCUUGUUCUUUUCCUGUUUUUUUUUUCUUUUGUUAAAAUCUAAUCCUGGUUGCUUUAUAAUGCUUUUAUCAAUUUCCCUAAAUUUCAUUUACAGUAAAGUUCACGACGUUCCCUGUAUCUAAUUCAAAUAGACACUUAAUGUGCUAUGUUCUUAUUCUACCAAAUUUUUUUCAACGUUUGAUUUUAGGCUGACAUUCACCUGCAUUGUGACGAAUGGGAUCGUCUCCUCGAUGAGGGAAACUGGGAACCAGAACAGAUUGCCGACAAGCUACCCGCCUUUCUGGAGUUUUUGAGACAAGUCCAGAGCAGUGUAGUUGUCCGUCACGGCUGA
This is a messenger RNA of Porites lobata, 8359 nucleotides long. The record is from the annotation of a GenBank genome assembly. Lineage: Eukaryota; Metazoa; Cnidaria; Anthozoa; Scleractinia; Poritidae.